CCCCGCUCUCUCUCCCUCCCCCUCUCUCCCUCUCUUUAUCCCCUUGUCUCUAUAUCUCUUUCUCUCUUCAUCUCUCUCUUCCCUAGCUGGGCUGGGCUAAGCGUGCAGCCUGGCUAGAGGGGGCCAUGGUGGGCCCGGGGCGGCCGGUGUCACGGCCCAGAGGACGUCUGCCUGCCAACUGGCCCGAGAGGAUGGCCCUGCAGCAGGCCCAAGCAGAACCCAUCAAGAUCCCAAAGAAAAGGGGGCCCAAGCCAGGCAGCAAGAGGAAACCCCGGGUGGUGCCCGACCCUGUGCCCACGUCUCCCACCAGCAGCACCCCAGAGCCAGACACCAGCUCUGUGCCCAUGGACAACGCCUCCAUCCCUAGCUCAGCCCUGCAGGCUCCCACUGUUGCAAAUAUGAAGAAGUUCAAGGUCCAUGGAACUGGAGCCAACCUCCCUGGGCGCGGCCGCAAGAGGAAAAUCAACCCCAGAUUGAACCGAAGGAUAGUGUGA
This is a messenger RNA of Osmerus eperlanus (European smelt), 494 nucleotides long. RefSeq names its product polycomb protein SCMH1-like. The record is from RefSeq and is a predicted model, not a curated record. Lineage: Eukaryota; Metazoa; Chordata; Actinopteri; Osmeriformes; Osmeridae. The coding region runs from base 126 to 494 and encodes 122 amino acids. The transcript is spliced from 3 exons.